GCUUCAGAAAGCACAACCGGCAUACUGCCAUUGGAGCUAAAGCCGGAAACCUUGCUCUGGACCAUGCAUACCUUCCUUGGCCAGAUAGCGCAGUUUGUUUUCGAAUAUCUGGAUGCGCCCGUCAGCUUGAAGGAGAUUGCUGAUGACACAACAGCCUGUGAAGAGCACAUACCCAAUCGCUUUUACAACCUGGGCGACCCGCCUUGCAAGAGUGAGACAGACUAUCGCUAUGCCAUGGGGCCGCACAUCGAG
Symbiodinium pilosum is the source of this 252-nucleotide messenger RNA. NCBI's taxonomy places the organism in Eukaryota, Dinophyceae, Suessiales, Symbiodiniaceae. The record is from the annotation of a GenBank genome assembly.